Penicillium brasilianum is the source of this 2000-nucleotide messenger RNA. The record is from the annotation of a GenBank genome assembly. NCBI's taxonomy places the organism in Eukaryota, Fungi, Ascomycota, Eurotiomycetes, Eurotiales, Aspergillaceae.
AUUUACAACAACAUUGAUUCCAUCUUGUGAGCCUCGUUUGGAAGAUUUUUCUGUGAUCAUGCUUCUGCUUGAUGUUGAUUACAAUAUCCCUGAUAAGUCUCCGGUGAAAAUUCAGAUCUAAGAGUCAGCCUCGGCCCACAAAAUUUCUCCGCUGUCUAUUGUCCACUGUCCACUGUCCACUGUCCACUACUUCCCCGGCAUAGCCGAGCACGGGUCGGUCUAUUGCCCACCGAAUUUUGCUUCACUGUGGGUGGGGACAACGACGCUCCCCCACAAUUGGGGAAAGACUGGGGAUUCCUUCAAAUGCAUAUGUUUAGGAUUACCCAAAAACCCCCGGGUUUUCGUUGGUAGAUCCUAGGAAGCUGUACCGGAACUCAAACACGAAGAUGGACACUCGCGACACCAAGUCCAACUCAGCCCAUUUGGAAAAUGUCCCUGAAGAGUUGAUGGAGUGCACAACUUCGCCAUGGAAAUGCCUAGCCCAAAAUCCCUGGGUCAUUCUAUUCUGUCUCUAUGGCAAUCUCGGGGCAUUGAUGUACGGGUUUGACAACCUGGUGUUGUCUCUGGCACUGUCAAUGCCCGGUUUCGAGAUUCAAUUCGGCGAGCUCAGCAAUGGGUCAUAUGUGAUACCGGCAUAUUGGCAGUCCUUAUGGAGUGCCAUGUCCCAAGUCGCCACGAUGAUGGGAGCUACCAUCGCUGGACCGGUGCAGGAUCACUUCGGUCGUCGUGCUGCUUUCCUACUAGGCGCGAUCAUCUCUGCUGCAGGUGUAGCCGUCGUCUAUACGGCAUCCACUCCUGGAGUUUUCCUUGCGGGAAAGAUUGUGAAUGGACUGUCACUUGGUAUUUGCUUGACAACCGGUCAGACCUACAUCUCGGAAGUGACUCCACUGCAAAUUCGUGGUAUUGCUUUGUCUGCCUAUACGUUCUGCAUGAACCUUGGAUACAUGAUUGCAGCUUCUGUUGCGCUGCCCCGUAUGUCAAUGGUAUCAACAUCUGCAUACAAGGUUCUGUUCGCCGCCGCAUGGGUCUGGCCGGGCGUCAUCAUUCUCUUGCUUCCACUAAUUCCUGAGUCGCCCUACUUUCUCGUCAUGAAAGACCAACUGGACAAAGCCCAACAGUCUCUCCAAAAACUAGGCAAUGCGCCUUCGCAGGUCGUGCCCCUUUUGGAUCAGAUUGUUCGUGUCAACGAAGAGGAACAGGCCCGAGAUGCUGCCGCCAAAGGAGCCAGUUUCCUCGAAUGCUUCCGUGGGGUCAACUGGCGACGUACCAGAAUUAUCCUCAUCUGCAAUGGCUUGUCGCAGGUGAUCGGAGCCAGUUUCAUGUCGAACGGGCCUUACUUUCUUGUUUCGGCGGGCAUGUCCGCGGCUAAGAUUGGCAUGAUGACCGAGAUUGGUAUUGGCUUUGGUCUCGCUAGCUCAAUCCUGACUGCCUACCUCAUGGCGAAAUGUGGACGCCGAAGACUCAUCAUUUUCGGUUUGUCUCUAUCAAUCGUUUUCUACACUGUGAUGGGAAUUGCUGGGUGCUUCCCAAAUUCGCGCACCGCCUUGUGGGUCAUCGGUAUCUUCCUCGAGCUAACCUGGUGGGUCUAUGGCCCCGCCAUCGGUCCAGCCAUGUCGAUAGCCGGAGAGGUCUCUGCCGUACGUCUUCGUGCCAAGUCGAUGGCUGUUGGAUUCACCUUCAACUACUUCUUUUCUACCGUCUGGAAUGUCGUGAUGCCAUACCUGUACAACACGGAUGAGGCGCAUCUGGGAGGCAAGAUCGGAUGGAUUUUCGCUGGCUUGGGCAUCAUUACCUUGUUCAUCAUCUACUUCGAGGUCCCCGAGACCAAAGGCCGAUCCUUUGAAGAUCUGGAUGAGAUGUUCAAUGAGAAUGUCAGCACUCGGGCAUUCCGGACAUACCAGUGCUGCCCGCCUCAGGAGCUGCGGAAGAUUGGCGAAGAGUAGAGUCAUGGGCAUUUGCGCUGCCUUGUGAGGUAUAUAGAUUUUUGCAAUACAGUCACG